Messenger RNA from Medioppia subpectinata, 3143 nucleotides. Lineage: Eukaryota; Metazoa; Arthropoda; Arachnida; Sarcoptiformes; Oppiidae. The record is from the annotation of a GenBank genome assembly.
AAUGAGAACUCACGUAAGACUCGACUACAUAUGAUUUGGUAGUUAUUUCAUAGCAAUCGCUGCAACUUUUGCCAAAACCUGAGAGAACGGCUUUUUGUGAGGAAGUUAUCACUUGUAUUGAGUAGUUAUUGAGUGUAUCAUAACUUUUUGGUGAACUUGUUCUCUAUCUCUCUCUCCGCUCUCUUCUCACUCUCUUCUGACUCUCACUUGUAUUCGACAGACUCUGUGUGUGUUUGUGUGUUGUAGUGACUGUUCGUAAACCACUGCUACCCUACCUGUGCUCCUGUGCUCUGUCUCUCUGCAGAUGCAUUCACUUCAUUAAACUUCACACUAAGAAAGAGAGUACGCAUUAAUCGGUUAAUGAGAUGGCGAUCGCAGACUCUGAAGAGGAGACCAUUAUCUACCCGAACGAAGAGUACAAAAGAGAUGCUCACAUAUCCAACAUCGAAGAGUAUCGUCGGAUGUAUAAGCGCUCCAUCGAAGACCCGGAGGGCUUCUGGACGGACAUCGCCAAAGACUUCUACUGGAAGUGCGCCCCGAAGAACGAGUUCCUCAAAUACAACUUCGACAUCUCGAACGGCCCGAUCUCCAUCAAGUGGAUGGAGGGCGCCGUCACCAACAUGUGCUACAAUGUUCUCGACAGGAUUAUCGACAACGGAUUAGGCGAUCGCAUUGCUUACCAUUGGGAAGGCAAUGAACCAAACAAUAGAAAACAAAUCACUUACAGUAAUCUUCGGCGAGAAGUUUGUAAAUUCGCAAAUGUUCUCAAAAGUAAAGGCGUUAAGAAAGGCGACAGAAUUGCUAUUUAUAUGCCCGUAACCAUUGAAUUGGUGACCGCUAUGUUGGCCUGCGCUCGGGUCGGCGCUAUCCAUUCAGUUGUGUUCGCUGGUUUUUCGGCUGAAGCCUUAGCCGACCGUAUAUUAGACGCCAAUUGUGUGCUUUUGGUGACAUCGGACGGCGCAUACCGGGGCACCAAAUUUAUACCAUUAAAGGAUAUAUCGGACGCAGCGUUAGCCGCCUGUAAACAAAAGGGUCAUCAAAUGUUAGCGUGUAUUGUGAACCGACACCUGAACCUGGGAGUGGAAGAGGCAGACGUGAAUAACAACCCUAAGCAACCACUGAUCAAAUGGAACCCUGAGGUCGAUAUCUGGUGGGAUAAAGUGAUGAAGACUGCCAGCGAUUACUGUGAGCCCACUUGGAUGGACGCUGAAGACCCCCUUUUCAUACUCUAUACAAGUGGCAGCACUGGGAAGCCUAAAGGGGUGGUGCAUACGAUCGGAGGGUACAUGAUAUACGCGGCGACCACUUUUAAAUAUGUCUUCAAUUACACCGACGAAGACGUCUUCUUCUGUACGGCAGACUUGGGAUGGAUUACCGGCCAUACGGUCAACGUUUACGGCUCUCUGGCCAACGGCACUACUAUAGUGCUGUUCGAAGGCACGCCUUUCUAUCCGAAUCCGGGCCGACUCUGGGAGAUAGUGGACGACCUGAAUGUGAACAUCUUCUAUACGGCGCCGACAGCUAUUCGUUCGCUAAUGAAAUUUGGCGACGAAUACGUCAAGAAAUACAAACGAACUUCGCUUAAACUGUUGGGCACAGCCGGCGAACCCAUCAAUCCCGAGGCCUGGUUCUGGUACAUGAAUGUGGUCGGCAAUGGCAAGUGUCCCAUAGUCGACACCUUUUGGCAAACGGAAACUGCGGCACCAAUGAUAACACCACUGCCAGGCUGUACGCCAAUGAAGCCGGGGUCGGCAACGUUCCCAUUCUUCGGUGUCGUGCCGGCGGUCGUCAACAACGAGGGCAAGGAAUUGCACGGACCAGCGGUCGGACAUUUAGUAUUCAAGAGGCCGUGGCCUUCGAUCGCUCGCACUGUCGAUGGAAAUCAUGAACGUUUUGAAAUGACUUAUUUUCACAAGUUUAGGGGCUAUUUCUGUACCGGAGAUGGCGUACGACGAGAUAAAGACGGGUAUUAUUGGAUUACCGGCAGAUCCGAUGAUAUGCUGAACGUUUCCGGACACUUGUUAUCGACAGCAGAGGUGGAGUCGGCUAUUGUUGGCCAUAAGGCCAUAGCCGAGGCGGCGGCGGUGUCGACACCGCAUCCAAUAAAGGGUGAAUGUCUCUACUGUUUCAUUGUACUCAAGAAUGGAUUUGAAUUUAGCAAAGAAUUAGAGCGAGACCUCAAAAAGAGAGCACGCGAUAAGAUCGGAGCGCUGGCGGCCCCGGAGGUCAUUCAUCCAGUCAGUGGUCUCCCGAAAACCAGAUCCGGAAAAAUUAUGCGAAGAAUUUUGGCCAAAGUUACGAGAGAUGACUGCGAAUUGGGAGACAUCUCAUCGAUGGCCGACGAGUCCAUUCUCGACGAACUCUUCUCCACUCGACAUAAAUAUGCUUUCAAUUAAACCAAAGCUAUUUCUGUCCUCUUUCUUACAAAACAUAUCAUUUUUUCUCAAACUUUCUUUUCUAUUGUGGAGAAAAAUAAUUGUUUUGUCACUUAAAUAUGAAAAAUUGUUUUUAAAACUUAUUUUUAAAGUCACCCAAACAGUGAGAAUACAUUUUUUAAUAUUAGUUUUUUGUCAUUUUUAGCGCUUUUUAGUAUUAUUUGCUUAAUUCUUAGAAGAAUUAAUUGAUAAACAAAUAAUGAAAACACAUUCACAUUAAUUUCCAAACAAAUACUGCUUAUAAAUACGAUUUAGUAAUGCUUUUUAGAAAUUAUUUUUUAAUAUAACGUUAUAAAUAUGAUAAACGAAUGCCUAUAAUGUAAUACUUGUAAUAUAUUCUGGUAUAUAAGUUAUAUUUCUAUUGAUGGCAUCCUUUUACACAUUCCCUGUGUUUUAUUCCUGUGUUUCUAAACUAUUAUUAUAAUUAUUUUAUUGAAAUCUUUGAGUUAAUACGUGAAAUGACAUAACUCUACAAUUAAAUUGUUAUACACAUUGUUAUACAAUUGUAAUCUCAAUGUAGAGCUUCUUCUCCUUCACAAAAACCCUAUCCCUAAGCCAUAAGCCGUUUCUCCUUUUUUCUUCCCCUCCGACUGUCAUGUCUUGUGAUUCGCUGUUUUACGUGGUGUUUAUGAUAAGGUUUUUGAUGUUGUUUUUAAUAGUAUUCACAAUUGACGUGUAUUUUUUGUAAUAAAAUAAUUUUUCGCGAAA